Messenger RNA from Paramecium sonneborni, 1585 nucleotides. Lineage: Eukaryota; Ciliophora; Oligohymenophorea; Peniculida; Parameciidae. The record is from the annotation of a GenBank genome assembly.
CAUGCUCGAAUUUUAAUUGAGGCCUUCAAAUUUAAAAUCAUCCGGCUUUAAAAUUUAUGAAGCUUCGAAUAAUUUAGAAGUACAAUAUUUUGCAUACUACUAUACCUAAGCCUAUAAUGAAGCAUAUAGAUAAUUAGAUUUAUAGCCUAUAUCAGAAUUUUUAAGAGAGCCUAUAAAUAUAUCUAACACAGCUAGUAGAUAUGUUUUUUUUAAAUAUUGUGGUAGUUUUAGAUUAGCUGAUAUAACAAAGAAGCUUAUUGAAACUGAAAUUAUUAAUAUUUUAGGAUAAUUAAUCUAAGCUAUUUAUGCAUUGAAUAAAUGUAAAUUAAUGGGAAGAUGCUUUAAUAUUUACAAUAUUUUGGUCACAAAUAUUUAAAAAGGGAAAUUUUGCAUCAAAUUAAUGGAUUUUGGCUUUGGGCCUCCUCUCGACUAUUAACCAAUAACCAGUUAUUUAAAUAAUGGAUAUUAUGAUUAUUAAUUUGAUUUAUUUCUAAUUGGAAGGAUUUUGUUUUUUCUUUUAACAAAUAAGGAUAUUCCAGAUCAUGAAGAACAUGUUUAAAUGUGGAAUGAAACAAUUAACAAUAUUAACAGGUCUUCAUAUUCUAAAAAUCUUUAGGACAUAUGUAAAAAGCUCAUUUCUCCUAAUUAAUAAAUUGGAUAUAACUUCUUAAAUCUUGUUUCUGAUGUUUUAAAAUUAACAGAACAUGAAUUUAAAUUUGAUCAGAUAUAAUAGUUUUAUAGCUAGAAUCAAGAUAUAUUUUUAGAAAUUAAUUAAGAAAUUUAGAGAAGAGAUAAAAUUAUUUUGAUUAUUCCAAAACUUAUUCCACCUAUUUUGCCAGAAUAAAGCCUUGAUAGAAUCUUAAUAUUUGGUUUUGAACCGGAAAGUAUUGAAAUUCAUAAGUAUCUGAACUUUAAACUAUUCAAUAUAACAAUAAUUAAAUAUGCCAUAGAAAAUAUAAAACUUAAAUUUAAUCCUAGUGAUCAUAUAUCUGUUCCUCUUUCAUUAUUUGUGCUUGAAAAAAUGAAAUGCAUUAUUCUUUGUAAAUUAUGUUUAAUGUUUGAAAAUAAAAAUUUUGAAAUAUUUAGCACAUAAGUAAUUUAAGAUUUCAUUUAAUCGUCACAAUAUAAAAAUUGUUUAGCUAAAUUGAAAGAAUUAAAAUACUUACAAAUUUAGGAAAUGUCAACUCAUUUAGAAACUUUAUAUAAAACUUUACAAGCUAAUUUCCCUGAUUAUUAAAAUAAUUUAAUUUAUAAAGAUACUUAUAAAUUUUUAUCCAAAGAUAACUUUAUUUCAAAAUUUGAGGAAAUCAAAAGUUAAUAUAGAUUACCUUUAAAUAAUUUAAUAACAAAAAUAGAAAAUUUGGAUGAAGAUAAAAGCAAUAGAUAAUUUCGAUUAGAAGUAUUAAUGAGUAUUCUCAUAAAUAAAAUAGGAGAGAUUAAGAAUACGCAUUAUAGAACAAUAAUGAAAUCAUAACAAAUAAAUGAGAUUAAUUCCCUACUCUAAGUAAAUGAUUUCUUAUUUAAAGCUAAUAUAUAAGAAUUAGAUGAAUAAUAUGAUGAAUUAAGAAGCUUAUACUUUAGAUGA